Messenger RNA from Brassicogethes aeneus, 2788 nucleotides. Lineage: Eukaryota; Metazoa; Arthropoda; Insecta; Coleoptera; Nitidulidae. The record is from the annotation of a GenBank genome assembly.
AUGUGGUCCUCAAGAGAAGCAUGGACAAAGCGCCAACAGGCGAGAGAGUGGCAGCAAAGCCCGGGAUGCAACACAGGCAAGACCCUUAUGGGCAGCGGUGUAGAAACCUGGUCGGUAGAGCUCCUGAAGCUAAGCAGACCAAAAAUAAGGGCUGUUGUGGAAAUCGUUUCCGGCCACAACAAUCUGAACAAGCACAGAUACGUGAUAGGAAAGACGACAUCUCCACGAUGUGAAAGAUGCGAGGAGGAGAUUGAAGACUCCCAGCACUUUUUGUGCAAAUGUGUAGCACUAGCGAGGACCAGAUUCGCGGUGUUUGGGCAGACGGAGAUCCAUCCGGAGCAGAAUUUAUUAAAUAUAAAUAUAACCUGCAGACCGCCAAAAUAUUACCUAAAAGAUAUUAAAGAAAUACUUAAUAUGAAUGCAGACCCCCCUGUACUACAUUGCGAAGAGCAUAAUUUAAUAAAUAUAAAAUGGAACAAAGAAGAAAGUUUAAGAUAUUUUUUGGAAGUUUAUGACGUAGAAAAACGCCACAAGACCUAUUCCGAUAUGGUAAAAUGUAAUAAUUACACCAUAACAAAUCUGACAGCAGAUUCUGAAUACCACAUAAGAUUAUGGAGCAUUUCAAAUGAAACAAUUUUUUCAUACAGCAAAAUAUUAAACGUUAAAACCCCAAUGAAAGAUUUUUCAAAAAAUACUGUUGAAAAAAUAGGAUUAAAAAAUCUUAAUCUUAUAAACUCGUCAUAUCAAGCUGUAAUACAUUGGAACACUACUAAAGAAAAAAAUUGUUAUUUUGAUGUUGUCUGGUUUGAAAAUGAAUAUUUGGAAGAUUUAGGUGACUACAAACAAAUUGAAUUAAAAAAGCCAUAUUCACUCCAUGAAUUAAAAUUAGACCAACUAAAAAUGGGCAACACAUAUUCUCUAGCUAUAAUGACUACAUCUGAAACUUCUCACAUAGAAAGUGUUAAAUCAUGGUUUAAUUUUACCACACCAAACUGUCUAGAAAGCUUUAAGUCACUAAAUAUGUGUGAACCAAAUACCCCAUUAAAUAUGACUUUACAAGAAGCUAUUGUGGAAUUUAACAAUAAUAUUCCAGUUUAUAAUGUAAAAAUAAAUUGGGAAACACCUGAAUAUUACCCUGAAUAUUACCUUGUUCAACUAAUAACUUUUAAUAUGAACUCCACUGUUACAACUCUGAACAUAACAGGGACAGCAACAGAAGCAAUAUUUCUGAACACAGACCUGGGUUCAAACUACCAGGUUUCACUGACAGCCUGGUCGAAAGCCGGUUCAAGCCGACCAGCUUUUCAACACAAAAUAGUGGACGCAAAUAAAAUCUUAAUUACAAAGGCCCAAACAAACGUUAAAUUGAUAUUGGCUAUCGUUUUUCCAAUUGUUGCCAUUUUAAGUAGUUUUAUUUUGUAUUUGUUUAUUAGUAAAAAGUAUAUGGGGAAAGAUAAAAAGGAGAUGAGGUGCGAAUAUUUCAAGGAAGCUGACCAGAGUAUGCCAGAACCCAAUGAGGAAAAUCAUUUUGAUGAAUGGGAGUUGGACUAUAAAAAGUUACUAUUUCAAAAAGUAUUGGGUGAAGGAGCUUUUGGUAUAGUCAAAAGAGCUUUUUACGAAGAAGACAAUGAAGUACAAAAAGAUGUUGCAAUUAAAAUGCUUAAAGAUUCCCCCACUCAAGCAGAGUUAAGAGAAUUUUACCAAGAAAUGGAAAUAAUGAAAAUGGUAGGGUCACACCCUCAUCUAGUUUCCAUGAUUGGUUGCAUCACAAAAAAUACAAACCAAGGGCCUCUAUUAAUUGUAGAAUAUUGUGCUAAAGGUGAUUUGCAAAGUUUUUUGAGAAACAUUUGGGAGAAAAUAACCAACCAGUCUACAAGAUAUGUUAAUUUACCAGAAAGCCAGAUGCAUUGCAAUAAUAGGCUUUAUGAUUUUGAUAGAACUCUACAGGAUGAUUUUAAUCUACAAUCUACUGAUAUUAUUUCAUAUGCUCGACAAGUUUCAAUGGGAAUGGAAUAUCUCUCAAGUUUGAGAGUUUUGCAUCGAGAUUUGGCAGCUAGGAACGUUUUAGUCUGCGAGGACGGUCGUACGGUAAAAAUUUCCGAUUUUGGACUAAGUAGGGACGUUUAUCAGGAUGACGUUUAUUGUAAAAGUGGAGCGGGUAAAUUACCCAUACGAUGGAUGGCUUUGGAAAGCGUUACCCAUCAAAGAUACACCACCCAGAGUGACGUAUGGUCUUUCGGAGUGUUGCUAUGGGAGAUUGUAACUCUAGGUGGGAAUCCAUAUCCUGGUGUUAAUAACCAGGACGUUUUGUUUUUGUUGAAGCAAGGAUACAGGAUGUCAAAGCCGGUGAACUGCAGUGAAGAAUUAUACGCUAUUAUGGCCGAAUGUUGGUAUGAAUCUCCAAACGACAGACCAACUUUUGCAGAUUUAUCAAACAAAUUGGAAAAUUUGUUGGAAAAAAAAUCGGAAUAUUUAAGUUUGGAUGCAAAUAUGGAAGACACUGCUAUAAUUGUUUGUUCACAAGGAUAUCUUAAACCCAUUGAUAAACAAUGAAUAUUUAAAAAAUAAUUUAUUUAAUUAAGUAUUAUUUAUUAUCCCUGCUAAAAGUAGCUGUUACAAUUGUUGAGUUUAAACUCCUAUCAAUAUAAAUCUGUGUUUUUGGGUUCAAGAAAAACUCUAUUCAAUAGAAUCUUGUUGUUCUAUGAAAUGUUUUUCUUGGACAAAAUAUAUUGAUAGGAUUUUUGUUUAUACAGCUAAUUAAGGCAUAUAAAACUGUAAAUAGCGUUAG